AGUCACGUGACAGUUGCCGCGGAAACUCAAAAUGUCCUCGUAAUGAUACUUUUGCGAAAUAGUUAAUAUCAGGAGAUUAUAAAUUGAACUUGUAGUAUACAUUUCAUAGGCAAAAUAUAUCAAUAAUUAUAAAAUCAAUGUCUAAAGUACUUUAUCACGAUUCCUUACCGAAAAGCGAGCUUCCAGAGCCAAAAAGUGGAAAAUGGGAAUGGCGGGAAGACACAAAUACUUUGGAAUUCACUAAUUUUCAAACAAAAAAAGAUGCCAAGAGAAAAGCAGCUGCAGAUAAACAUAAAAGUGUUGAUAGAGGUGCUACUCCAAGUAGAGCAAAUAAAAAAUCAAUUCCAACUUGGAUACCAAAAAAGAAAGAUAAGGACGAAGGACCUAGCCAUAUAAAUCUCGUACAUAUAAAAGAAAGCGCAUUAAGCUAUCUUACCGAACACUAUGAAGAAAAAGACGAUACAGAAGAUAUGGACAAAUUUAAGGCUUUCGAAGCUGGAGUCUACCACACAAAACAAUUGGAUGAAUUUUUAAUGUUUCUAUUGAAGUAUUUUGAAUUAUUCUUUGAAAAAUUCAAUCUCGAUAACAAACCUAAUCCUAUGAAUAUUGAACCUAGUCAAGCAGAAGUUGCAUAUUAUCACAAAGUAUGUGAUAAAUUAUUAGCAGCUCAAAAAUUAGUUGGAUACGCGUAUGGGAUAUUGAUUCUUGGCGAUGGUAUGUCGACACAUCACCAUAUGUCAUGUGGAGUAUCGAGAGUGUCAAACACCUACAAGGAUCGAAAUAUGUUUGAAUGUCUUUAUAAAUUCUGUUCAGUUGUUGUUGAGAAAACUUUUGUUAAACGUAAUGAUGAAGCUGUUAGAACUGAAGUUAAUAGAAUGAUGAGAUCCCAUACAUUCAAUCCAGCUUUAAGAAUUAAAUUAGCUCCAGACGCAGAAAAGAAUACAGAUGAAGUAAAAUUAACUCCUGCCGAAUAUAGAAGGCAACACGGGAAUAGGCCUGCAAUAAAGAGUAUUAUAACGCAAAAAUCUCCUGCUCUUAUAUCAAUUUUACCAUCGUCCAAAGAAGGAGCAACCUAUCUAUUUCAAAGAAAACAAGCAUUAUCUGCAGCAGGAAUUUCAGAUAAUAAGAGCGCUGAUGAGAUAAUUAGCGAUGAUUCUAUUGAGAGUGUGACAGAAACCCUGAGCUUAGAAACAUUAAAAGUUGGAAUUAUUGGAGAAUCAUCUAAAGAUUACGAUUUAAAAACACUGAUACCACAUAGAGGAGGUGAAGGGGACGAUCCUUCAAGAGAUGAAAAGGAACGAUUAUCAAGCAGAAGGGCAUCACUGCAGACGUCUGAUGAGCAAGCAGCUUCGAAAAAUAGAGAUGAAUCUCCAACGCUAUCGAGGAGAGAAACUACUGCUACAUCAGUUGUUACUCAAAAUGAGCAAUAG
Molecule: messenger RNA, 1430 nt
Organism: Dimorphilus gyrociliatus
Lineage: Eukaryota; Metazoa; Annelida; Polychaeta; Dinophilidae
Source: the annotation of a GenBank genome assembly